AUGCUCGUCACCUGGCUAGGAAUUAUCAAUGUCAGCAGUAUAUGUGGUGUCAUCGAUGUCAGCAGCGUCAGCAGCAUUGGUGGUGUCAGCAGAGUCCGUGGUAUCAAUGGUUUCAGUAGUGUCGGCGGUGUUGCCAAGCACAUUGUCAAAUUCAACUCUCUGGUUACCACAAUCGACGCUCUGAUAAAAGAUGUGGAGGCCAACGCUGAGCGACACCAGUUUAUUACCAAAGUGGGAGAGCUUACCGACAAGCUUGACGACCCAGCUAGUAGGCACACGGAGAUGGUUCCAAAUGGAUUAACGGCGUUUGAAGUUGCUAAUCUCAGGUGCGCGGGUGACUUCGACUCUACGUCAUUUGUGAUCACAUGGGGGUUUAUGCAGAUGAAUGAGAACUACGACAUCAAAAGACUCUACAUACUGUUGCGCCUAUCGGCCCAUGAAAAUGCACUGAGGCAGUUUGAGGGCUUGGUUGGAAAGUCAUUCAGUAAUAACGAGGUCAUUACUGAUGACGAGUGGAAGGUACAAGUGUUUUGGCGCAAUAUCCCUAAUUCCAACAAGGUCAGCCAGCCGACCAGUGGUGUAAUUUGCGUGAAGCAGAUCAAUGUCGAGCAGGCCAACAGCAGACUUGUUUAUAAUUUAGUUGGAUCCGCUAGUAACAACCCCAAUGAUGACAGGUCUGACAGCGAUAGGCCCGAUAAUGAUGCAUCUGAUGACGAUGGGUUUGCCAUUGCUGAUGUGAAGGCUAUUGGUGAAUGCGCUUCUGAUACUUGCACUGCACCCACUACAACAUUGUCUGCCUUUUGUCAUAUUAGUUGGUCCUCUGUGGCAAACAAGGCCAAUAAGCUUUACCAGAACCUGCUGUCUAAGCACACAAAAACCGCCGACACAGAUCACCUUCAGCAAGUGUAUAUGGUCACUAUUAGGGAUGCAGUUAAUUGA
Molecule: messenger RNA, 939 nt
Organism: Kickxella alabastrina
Lineage: Eukaryota; Fungi; Kickxellomycota; Kickxellomycetes; Kickxellales; Kickxellaceae
Exons: 3
Coding region: 1-939 (312 amino acids)
Source: RefSeq, a predicted model, not a curated record